Molecule: messenger RNA, 1467 nt
Organism: Spathaspora passalidarum NRRL Y-27907
Lineage: Eukaryota; Fungi; Ascomycota; Pichiomycetes; Serinales; Debaryomycetaceae
Product: tRNA (guanine-N2-)-methyltransferase
Exons: 1
Coding region: 34-1347 (437 amino acids)
Biological process (GO): methylation
Cellular component (GO): cytoplasm
Molecular function (GO): nucleic acid binding
Source: RefSeq, a predicted model, not a curated record
CAUAGACAGACAAGUAAGCUUAGAACAAUACCAAUGAAAGAUUACUUGAUAUACUUUGCCCAAGCAUAUCCCAACUUCAGAACAGCUGAACUUGAAUCCUUGGCCAAUUUACAUAAUUUCAGCCUCGAUUUAAGUGGUCAUGACGAAAAGAACCCAUUCUUGAUUGUUCAAUUAGAAGAUGAUGAACAAGCCCAAAAGAUAUUGGAAAGAUCGAUCCUUGCUAGAGGUAUUUAUGAAUUAUGGGGCCAUGGUACUAACUAUGAAGAAUUACACCAAGAUGUUCAAAAAAGAUCAUGUGACAAAUUUGACACUUACAAGCACGAUACUUUUAAAUUUAACUUCGAGUCGUUCAUGGGAAGUAAGAGUAAUAAAGCCCGUAUUGAAAUUAUUGAAUCGUUUGGAUAUCUUGAAUUCGAGGGAGCUAUUAAUUUGAAAAAGCCCCAACAGAUUUAUACAGUCUUAGAAGAGUAUAAAGUGAAUGGAAUGGAAAAAGCCAACGUACCUUUAAAUAUUUGGUUUGGUAGACAAAUUCAAUUAAGUGCCAGAAUGAACAAUAUCUUGGACAAAUAUGAUUUAAAAAGAAGAAAUUAUAUCGGAACAACAUCAUUUGAUGCCGAGUUAUCCUUAGUAACUUGUAACAUUGCUCAGGUUCGAUCUGGAAAAAUCACAUAUGAUCCAUUCACAGGUACGGGAUCAUUCUUGGUAACAGCAGCCAAUUUUGGCGCAUUGCCAAUGGGAUCUGAUAUUGAUGUCCGUAUGCUCAAGGGAAAGAGUGCAAAGUGUAAUAUUCGUGAAACAUUCAAACAAUAUGGCACCUUGGGACAAUACAUUGACGUAUUAACUAUGGAUUUCACCAAUAAUGCAUUCAGAAGUAAUUUUGUGAUUGAUAAUAUAGUAUGUGACCCUCCUUAUGGAGUAAGAGAAGGUCUUAGAGUAUGUGGGGCCAAGAACCCGGAAAAGGCAGCCGGAAGAGAAAACCAUGAAAUUGAUGGACAAAAAGCCCAUUUGAGACGUGAUUUUAUCCCACCUAAAAAGCCGUAUGAAUUGUCCAAUUUAUUGGAUGAUUUAUUACUGUUUGCUGCGUCAAGAUUACCAGUUGAUGGAAGAUUAGCAUUCUGGAUGCCCACUGCAAAUGACGAUUUUCAAGUCAAUCAAAUACCACAACAUGAAAAUUUGGAAUUGCUUUAUAACUUAGAGCAGGAAUUCAACAAGUGGUCCAGAAGAUUAUUGGUUUAUAUCAAGAGAGACGAGUCGUACAAAGGAGAAACUAGAAAUGGGUUAAAAGAGGAAAAUAUUAAAAACUUUAGAGAACGUUAUUUCAGAGGAUUCAGUGAGAAGAGCAGGUAGAUACAACAUGCGCAUAGAAAGAUUAUACAGGAGACAUACACACACACAUAUAUAUACAUACAACAGUGUAGAUAUCAUUAGCAUAGACAAUUGAAUUCAAUAUAGACUUGUAAAUGCAUA